Messenger RNA from Fusarium keratoplasticum, 1503 nucleotides. RefSeq names its product Amidohydro-rel domain-containing protein. Gene Ontology annotation, molecular function: hydrolase activity, acting on carbon-nitrogen (but not peptide) bonds. The coding region runs from base 1 to 1503 and encodes 500 amino acids. The transcript has 6 exons. The record is from RefSeq and is a predicted model, not a curated record. Lineage: Eukaryota; Fungi; Ascomycota; Sordariomycetes; Hypocreales; Nectriaceae.
AUGAACAAGGACGACAUUACAAAGGCUUCGUGGCCCCAGGGCGCUCAUGAUUCGUGGGGUAAGGAGCCGAUUCAUUCUCAAAAGGUUCCCAGAAACGUGGAGUUUAUCAACAACUUGAAAUUGGACAAGACGCUUCAGCCGAAGGAGUAUCAUAUCGAUGGUACUCAUCAAAGAUCAAAGAUUUUGUUUACGAAUGUCAAGAUUUUGGAUUCUACAGGCCGAGAGCCGUAUAUUGGCGAUGUGCUGAUCGAGGGCGAAAAGAUUGCGGCGGUUGGCCAGAUUCCAAACAAGGACGAACUUGAACGAGACCCUCUUGUUCGAGUUUUUGAAGGCAGAGGGAGAACACUCAUGUCAGGCCUAGGAGAUGGCCACACGCACUUCACCUGGAAUGGUGGCGACCUCAACCGUCUAGGUGAGCUUGACGUUGAGGAGCACGUUCUCCUGACCAUCAAGAGCGCCCAAUGCUUUCUAGACUCUGGAUACACCAUGUGCUUCGGAGCGGCGGCAGCCAAGGACCGACUCGAUGUGGUUGUUCGAGAUGCCAUCAACGCGGGUGACAUCCCAGGACCUCGUUAUCUAGCCAAUGCACGAGAGAUUGCCAAGCCAGAAGGCGAAUUAGUGGCUGGAAUUACACGGUUUGCAGAUGGUCCACAAGAAAUGCGUGAUGCCAUCAAGUACAACAUCGAGACCAUCGGUGUUGACAACGUCAAGCUCAGCAUCUCGGGCGAAGAAAUUACUGAGAUUCGAUCCGCUCAAGACUGCUACUUUUCGGACGAAGAGAUUAUUGCGUGUGUGGAUGAGGCUCACAAGCGAGGGAAGCGAGUCUGCGCACACGCCAGAGCCAGGGAUUCGGUCAAGAUGUGUGUCAAGCACGGCGUGGAUGUGAUUUAUCACGGUUCUUACGUGGAUGACGAAGGCAUGGACAUGCUUGAGCGAGAUAAGCACAAGAACAUUGUCGUGCCGGCAAUCAACUGGCUCUACGCCACGACCUACGAAGCCGAUGCUUUUGGAUACACGCACGAAGCAGCAGAGAAGGCUGGAUAUAAGCGAGAGCUCGACAUUGCGGUAGCAGGGUUGCGUGAGAUGCACCGACGAGGGAUUGUCGUAUUGCCAGGGGGGGACUAUGGUUUUGCAUGGACGCCGCAUGGAACCUAUGCUCGUGAUCUUGAGCACUUUGUCAAGAUGCUGGGCUUUACCCCUCACGAGAGUAUCAUUGCCGCAACUGCGGGCGUUGCAGCUCUCAUGAUGAGAGGCCACGAGCUUGGAAAGAUUCAGCCAGGAUACUACGCCGACUGCAUCCUCGUCGACGGAGAUCCUCUAGAUGAUAUAUCAAUACUCCAGGACCACGACAAACUCAAUAUUAUCAUCAUGAACGGGCGGGUGCACAAGGCUGGAAGAAAAGAGUACAUCAGGGACACGUCGGGAUCUUUGUCCACGGGCAUCCCUCGUCACUUGACGGAGGAGUUUCCUGAGAAGAGGCCUGCUAUGCAAAAGUCGUACUAG